UUAUUCAACGCCACGCAGUUUCUAAGUGGACCGCGGCACCAGUCGCGUUUCUCUCUCCGUGGGCAGAAUGUCUCAUGGAGGAGUUUUGGAUGCGUCUGUGAACAUCCACAGUUUGGAUGUGAAGGCGAAAGCGGAAUACAAUGGCAAGCGAUCUGAAGCCUCGGUUGUGUGUGAUGAAGAAAGGAGAGAACGGCUACGGGUUUCAUCUGCACGGAGAGAAAGGAAAAACCGGACAGUACAUACGGAAAGUGGAGCGCGCGUCCCCGGCGGAGGCGUCGGGACUGCGCGCGGGUGACCGUGUGGUGGAGGUGAACGGCGAGAACGUGGAGAGAGAGACACACCAUCAGGUGGUGCAGCGGAUCAAAGCUGUGGAACAUGAGACUAGACUGCUGGUGGUUGAUCGAGAGACUGACGAGUACUUUCGCAGACUGCGUCUCUCCUGCACGGAAGACAUGGCCAUCCGGAUGAGUCCUGCAGCCACGACCCCUUCUCCUUCACCGUCCACCAGUAAACAGGGCAAUGGCUCAGUGUCCAAACGACCUGAGAUCUCCAAACCCAUCAGGAAACCUCUGUCACGAGCUCCUAAGAAGGAGGCUCAGCCCUCAUCAUGGGAUCCAUCUGAGCUUCUGCCGAGGCUGUGUCACCUGGUGCGCUCCGAGAUGGGUUACGGCUUUAAUCUCCACAGCGAGAGGUCCAGACCGGGUCAGUACAUACGGGCUCUGGACCCCGGCUCACCCGCUGACCGUGCCGGGCUCAAACCACAGGACAGACUCAUAGAGGUGAAUGGCGUGAACAUUGAAAGCAUGAGACACGCUGAAGUUGUGGCCUUCAUCAAGAACGGCGGGAAUGAGACGCGUCUACUAGUGGUGGAUCCGGAUACAGAUGAGCAUUUCAAAAAGAUUGGCAUCACUCCCACCAGCAUCCAUGUCAAAGAUUUUGACGAGUCCAUAACUAACGGCUCCAACAGCCCUCAUGUGAACGGGACGUCCUCACGAUCCACAUACUCAGACGGCAGCAGUCAGGACACCAACACACAGUUCUCGAGGGAGAGCAGCAGCCAUCUCGACCCGUUUGAAGAAACAGGUCUGUGUCUGAGCCCCACGGCGGCAGAGGCUAAAGAGAAAGCCCUCGCCAAGCGCUCCAGAAAGAGAGCGCCCCAGAUGGACUGGAACAAGAAGCAUGAGAUUUUUAGCAAUUUCUGAGUCUUCUUCCCAGGGACGCCCCCUACGUGUGUUGCAUUCAGAGCCCCGGACACAUGACUGCUUUUGAUGUAAAAGAGGCACCUAUUUUUGUAGAAAAUGAAAACUUGAAAGCAUAAAAAGUUGAAAAACACACCCGGAGGGGAUGAUGUGAGUUACGCAAUAGGAUUUCUGUUUUAUGAAUGGCUAAGAAAGUCAAAAAUUGGUGGUUGAGCUGCACGUAAAGAAGCUUUUCUGCAUCAUUCUGUGUUCUUGAUGUUUAUUCGGCCACUUCAGUUUAGCACGUUUACAAUAACGUACAAAAUAGAAUACGAAAGCCAAAUGAGACUAUAAUACAGAACAGCAUAUAGACUGUGCUU
Cyprinus carpio (common carp) is the source of this 1558-nucleotide messenger RNA. Its product is annotated as Na(+)/H(+) exchange regulatory cofactor NHE-RF2. Gene Ontology annotation, cellular component: apical plasma membrane. Lineage: Eukaryota; Metazoa; Chordata; Actinopteri; Cypriniformes; Cyprinidae. The transcript has 7 exons. The record is from RefSeq and is a predicted model, not a curated record. Gene Ontology annotation, biological process: protein localization to plasma membrane. Gene Ontology annotation, molecular function: signaling receptor binding; protein-membrane adaptor activity. The coding region runs from base 141 to 1202 and encodes 353 amino acids.